AUUUAUACUAGUACAUGUUAGUAAAUUGUAAUUUAUACUAGUACAUGUAAGUACAUUGUAAAUUUAUCCUAGUACAUAUUAGUACAUUGUAAAUUUAUACCAGUACAUGUUAGUACAUUGUAAUUUUAUUCUAUGUAAAUUUACACUAGUACAAGUAAGUACAUUGUAAAUUUAUACUAACAGUACAUUGUAAAUUUACACUAGUACAAGUAAGUACAUUGUAAGUUUAUGCCAGUACAUGUAAGUACAUUGUAAAUUUAUACCAGUACAUGUAAGUACAUUGUAAUUUAGACUAGUACAUGUAAGUACAUUGUAAUUUAUCCUAGUACAUAGAAGUACAUUGCAAAUUGAUACCAGUAUAUGUUAGUGCAUUGUAUUUAUACUAGUACAUGUCAGUACAUUGUAUUUACACCAGUACGGAUAAGUAUAUUGCAGUGUAUAUGUACUUAUACGUAUGUACUUAUACUAGUAUAAAAUUGUCACAAAGAACUGAAAACUACAAAAUAUCGGCAAACGUUAAGCAGCCACUUAGAUGUACAUAUGUAUAAUAACAUUACUGAUCUUAAUAAAAUAUUUGAUGUAAAGAUAUUGAUAUAAAUAUUUUUGACAUAAAGAUAUUUGAUAUACAGUAUUAGAAAAAGAAAUCGGAAGUGAAAUUUAAGCAAAAAGAUCUGCUUUUCAUUUACCAAAAGUGUAAUGUGAACGUUACUGUUCCAUUGAUAAAACUUUAUUAUAAAUACAUCAUGUAUACCUUUUAAUCAAACAAGUGCAUGCAUUAACAUUUGCACUCUGGGUAUACCUUUGGAGUUAGUUUACCUGUCGCUAAAAUCCAUGUGUUUAAUUGAGAGAGGCUGUCACUGCUUACUUAUGAACCAUGCAUUAUCAUGAAAUCUUAGUCCGAGAGAGAAACAAGGUGACAUUUGUUUGUGGAAAUCACCCGUAUCAUGAAAUGAGAUGAAAACAAAGAGUAUAUACAUUCAAAAUUAAAUAUUGUUUGGUCGGAGUACUUGGUAACAGGUAACAUUGCCAUUUUUCUCUUUUUUCGUUAUACGUCCAUUGCCACAUUUCUCUCGGAACUUUCUGAAGCCAUGAUUUUCAAUAUGAAGACAUAUUUCUUUGAAGCUAUGUGUGUAUUUGGGCUGAAUAUACUAUUUGCAGAGGGAACGUGCACUUUUCCGAGUUAUUUGGUGGGAGACUGGACAAGUGCGGAAAGAGGAAACCUAACCAUUACCUCAGAUUAUAUAUAUAACUACAAGGUUUAUAUUCCGUCUGCAGACCCGAGCAAUCCAACAAUUGAUUACUAUAAUUUCACUUGUCUCACUGAAGUCGGUACCAACCGGUACACAAUCAGAUCUGUGAACUUCAAUGUGAUAUUCGGAACCAACGUCUUCUUUUACAUCUGUCUUGAUAUCUACAAUGUGAAUGACCAGUUGAACUACUAUUACCAUGCAACAGCUGUAGAUAACUUGAUUCGAGAAAAUAUGGUCGGUAUCGCUGAAGAUAAAUCCAACUCCCAUGAGAAUAUUUGUACUCGUAGCUACAUAGACCCCGUCAAUUUUAUUGUUCUACUACGAAAAGACGCUGUGGAAAAUAAUGCCAUACAAACUCUGUGUCCUGAGGCCCUACAGAAGGUGUACAGCAAUGUUACAUUUACAAGCCAGUCGGGUACAUCCGAAAAUUGUGCGGCGGCACAACUCGAUGGCUGCACCAACAAGACCAUGCUUAAUUUCACUCAAGAUGAAUGCACACAAAAAACUCUCUCAGGCGGAGGUCUGUAUACAUGCAUUUACACAAGAACUAUUGAUGACCAGGCGUAUUUUUCUGUAUGGAAUAACGAUGAAACGCUGUCGUCUUCAACAUUCAGAUUUUCAUGUUUUAAAAUGACAAAUUAUAUGAAUGGCACGGUGCUUCUGGAUGAGAGACCAAACUUUUGUGGAAAUUCAAUAAACUUUACAGAAUAUCCGUCAGAGACCUCUUCAUUAGAAAUGAAAGACAUCACAGAUACUUGUCAAGUUCUGAUUCCAACUACCACGGAAGCUCCGUUUGUUGCCGAUCUUAACUACCUGUUCAUAUUACUGGGACUGUUUAUAAUUGUCAUGAUCGUGAUUUUUGCAUUGCUAUGCAAACGUCUAAAAGUUUACAUGAAGAAGAAAAAAGAAGAGAAAGCACUUGUCAUGGGGGAAGGGGAAAAAGUGAGACAUCAACGCUUUGACCAUAAAAAGGCAAUGGUCACCGUUUCCAAACCUGUCAAUUACUUCAGACCCAAACGGUCAAUUCAAAUUGUUCCUUUAUUCAAGUCUGACUUCAGUAUCGAUAAUCUACCCAUCCAUCCUCCUCCAAAAAUCACGUGCAUAUAUACUGACACCAUAGUGGAUUAUAUGCGCGGGAAAAUGCCAAGAAAACCAGAUGGACUCAGUCUCUACAGCUUUGACUCGGCCAUCUUUAGAGCAGCAAGUCCAUUUUCCACCAUUUCCAUCAUCAGCAGAGAUGAAGUGGAUGAUGAAGAUGUAUCAUUUGGAUCUGAAUCUUGUUAAUAUUUGGUGCAAAAGGAAGUGAUAUACAUGUAUUUAUUGAUUAAUGCUUUAAAAGACAGUGGGACUUCAAUAAUGAUGUUCUUAUGGAUUGAAUAACCAGGAAACCCAAAGCGUGUGGUGCAUGAUGGGAGUAUAGAUUCUUCCGGUUCACAAUUAAACCAUAGGAAAAUAUAAAUUGUUUUGGCAGUAAUAUAAUGUUUUGAAGACUAUUAGUUUAUAUGAUGAAUGUUUUAAAUUGGCACUUUAGAUAGUUCCACACAUGAAAUAUAUAUUUCCUAACUUGGUAGAUCAAUAAAAGAUCUAGAGUUAUC
Messenger RNA from Ostrea edulis (European flat oyster), 2845 nucleotides. RefSeq lists its product as uncharacterized. The transcript is spliced from 9 exons. The record is from RefSeq and is a predicted model, not a curated record. Bases 1089 to 2534 code for a protein of 481 amino acids. Lineage: Eukaryota; Metazoa; Mollusca; Bivalvia; Ostreida; Ostreidae.